This is a messenger RNA of Melospiza melodia melodia, 773 nucleotides long. RefSeq lists its product as uncharacterized. Bases 114 to 623 code for a protein of 169 amino acids. The record is from RefSeq and is a predicted model, not a curated record. Gene Ontology annotation, biological process: defense response. NCBI's taxonomy places the organism in Eukaryota, Metazoa, Chordata, Aves, Passeriformes, Passerellidae. The transcript has 3 exons. Gene Ontology annotation, cellular component: extracellular region.
CUGUGUGUGUCCCCAGAGCUGUCCAGCAAACCACAGCACUGAGAAGUGCUUAUGCAAGGCAGGAUGACAAAAGAUCCUGGGCUGGAGGCCUGGGAGUCCUUCUCAGGUGUCAGAUGAGGAAAGCUCUGCUUGUUUUUCUCUGUCAGGGCAAGGAACAGAAAAAGAGCUUUGGGGCUGGACAUUUGGAGGACUCAGCCAUCCCAAGGGAUAUUGUGACGCGUGGAGGGACCAAACUGCUGCUGCUGCUGGUGCCAGGAAGCUCCGAAUCCCAGGCUGCUGAGUGCAUCCUCCCACCAGUGACUGGUCACAUCCCCUCUGCUCGGUUCUGUCCCCUGCACGACCUGCAGGAAGGGACCCUCCCACUCACCUCUGCCUCCUUUCUCUUCCCCACAGAGCUGCGACUCUGCAGGCGACUCCCAGGCAUGCGGAUCCUGCCCGUCCUCUGUGCUCUGCUCCUCCUGGCGCUCCAGGGAGUGACAGGGCUGUCCCCGUUUGGACCAUCAGUCCAGGCGUGCGAGCGCCGCGGGGGAUUCUGCUCCUACCGCUCCUGCCCGCAGGGGAUCGGCCGCAUCGGCCUCUGCUCCGACCGGGAAUUCUGCUGUCGGAUGCGCUGGUAUCCCUGAUGGGCUCCUGGAUCCCCGAGCAGGACACCAGCCCGUUGGGAUGAUGCUGCCCGGAGGCACCAAGCACAGCCAGACCUGGAUCCCAUGGGAAUCUCAUCCCCCAGUGUCCCCAAUACAAGGUGGUGGUCAUUGCCACUGCCAAGAUGUGUA